UAAGAAAUGUAUAACAAUGUAUAUCUAGGUCACAUUUUAUAGCGAGCUGUGUUAACUGUGUUAGGAAAUUUCAGUAAAGUGAUACAGGGAUGUGUACCGCUCUGUGCUUGUUUAAUAACAUGCCGUAGGCUCAAGUUGGUUAAGCUGAUGCAGGCUAGAGAGAUGGUGUUAUUGUUCACUAUAAGCGAUUAUCUAAUGUUCGCUACACAGGAUCAUCUCAUGAUCAGUGUACACGAGCUGUCACGGAGAUCUAGAUUUGUGUGACAGGUUUAAACGUUUUUAAGAUUCUGUGAGUCAAGAUGUGUUCAAGUGAUGUGUUCAACAUAGUGUGUGUACAAGUCAGACCGCGAGUGUGCGAUAAACGGAUUUUCAUGACAAGUUGUGGUAUUAGGCCUAUGAAUUCUUAAUUACACUAGCCUCUCAUUCAUUAACUUAGACAAUCGUAGUAAUUAGCAUUGCAUACAAAUAAAGAAGCAGUCCUGCUUUACAGCAACCUUCAGUUUCCUCAUUAGAUUCUAUUGACUUGACUCGCUGGACAAAGAGCGCAACUGAAGCCAAACUGCAGAUAUAAUAGACGUUCAACUUCCGGUGAGAACCGCAACAAAGUGUAUGUGCUUUCCUGUGUACAAGGAGGUCUUCGCUGUGGUGGUGUCUGUGAAUACAACUUUUUUGUAAGAUUUGCAGCACUAGGCCAAAUGUCGCCAAAUGUCACCUUUUUAUGACUAAGCUUAAAGUUCAAUGUCGCAAACUGGCUUGUCAAAAGCUCAUUGAAAAUAUAACCGGGAAACAAAAGAAAGCAUCAUUUUUUACUGCCAUGUGUAUAAAGAAGAGUUACGACAAUAAACCAUCUCGUCUGGACAACCAAAAAUCAAUAUUUUACAUAGUUUAGCUGACUAAAAUGUUGUCGCUGGGAUCAACAUAAAAUAGACAGUAAUAUGCAUGACAGAAAAACAAUCUUUCUAAGCUUCUAUCAUGUAUACCAGCGCAAUGAAAGCUUAAAACUCUAGGUACGGAUCUAGGUACUGAUCUAGAUACUGAUCUAAAACUGCCAAAUAUAACUUGUAGCUUUCUGUGUGAAAAACAGUGUCUGGUCUUGGAACUCCGGAUGGCUAGGCUAAGGAUGAAAUAUCUUUAUUUUCGUCGUUACCAGUGCGUCCUUUUGUUCGUCGCAAGCCUGGGUCUACUAGGCUUGGUUUUGGAAUAUAAGAAAUAUGGUAAAACUCGUGGAGAACGAUGGAGAGACCCCAAAGGGGUCAAGCAUAACUUUAGCAAAGCAGAUGUGGAGUACUUCGCUAAAAAUAUCAUGAUAACCUACACACUCAUUGCCAGCAAAGAUCCAUAUGAAACACAGUUUGAGGCUGAGAUAGCUAUGACCAACAAAGCUGACCGGAUCUUCCCAGGACAUGAUUGGACAAUCUUCUUUUCACAGAUGUAUUCUGUGCAGCUUCCUUAUCCGAGUCACCUAGAAGACUUCGAGACGCAAAACUAUGGUGUUCGUAUCUUUCACUGGAAUGGUCAGUUGUACAGUUUUCAGCCAACAGAAGAUUUCGGCUACCUCAUUCCUGGGGCCACCAAAAAAAUACGUGUCUUGGCGCUGCACAGGGGUAUGGCAGUUACUGACACAUUCCCUAACUGGUACAUUGUGUUCAAAGGGUUUCCCCCACAUGUCAUCAGCAACACUGAGGAUGACCCAUUUAAGUUUGUUCGAUUACUCAAUGAGUCUUACAGCUUGAAUCUAAACAAAAUUAAUACUUUAACUUCUAGAAACCGCUAUGAGAAUGAUAUGAAAAAUAUUGGCCAUGCAACUCUCCCAAUACUUCCAACACCACUGUCCAUACUAUCUCACAAGCCUCAUAAAUUCCUAAACAUUCAGCAAAACUCUUUGGUCAUUGUUUGCGAUGAUAACAUCUUUGAGCGUGAAGCCAGAUUACUUGCAACUGCCUGGAAUCUGACAAUGGUCAAACGUUUACCAUCCAAAAGUUUUAUCCAUUUUGGAAAAAGAGAAAUGGAUUUGGAAAGUGGAAAAGUAUUUAUAACAGAAGCCUACAGCCUGAGUGUGAAUGUGGCCCAGCAGGCAAUCAAUGUCUAUGCCAUGUCCUCAGCAGGGGCUUUCUACGCAGUUCAGACAUUGUUCACCCUGGCAGGAGAUACAUACAAGCUCCCCGAGAUUAAUCUAAUAGAUGCACCCAGAUUUGGAUAUCGUGGAUUGAUGUUGGAUAUAGCUAGGAACUUUCAUGGAAAAGAUACCAUCAAAAGGUACUUGGACCUAAUGGCAAUGUACAAACUCAAUAAAUUACAUCUUCACCUGUCAGAUGAUGAAGGUUGGAGGCUGGAAAUACCUGGACUUGAAGAGUUGACUGAGAUUGGUGGACAACGAUGUCAUGAUCCAACUGAGACUAGAUGUAUUCUACCAUUUCUUGGACCCCCAUUAGAAAAAAAGUCCCCUGGAUCUGGAUAUUUAACAGUUUUAGAUUACAAAGAACUACUGCGGUAUGCAAUAGAUCGCCAUAUAGAAAUCAUUCCAGAAAUCGAUCUUCCUGGUCAUUCUCAUGCUGCUAUCAAAGCCAUGGAGGCCAGAUUUUUGAAACUGUACAACACAAAUUUGACAGCAGCGCAAGAGUAUCUUCUGUCUGAUCUAAAAGACUCUUCAGCCUACUAUUCUGUUCAGAAAUUUAAAGACAAUGUCGUCAACCCAUGUCUCCAUUCAACUUAUGCUUUCAUCAACAAAGUAGUUGGUGCUCUCCAUGAUAUGCACAAGAAUAUAAACCCUCUGAAGAUAUUCCAUUUAGGAGGUGAUGAGAUUCCUAAAUCUGCAUGGAUUAACUCUCCAAUCUGUAGAGUGCUGCAUCUGCAUGAUGAUGUCAGGACCCUUAAGGAGAUAUUCAUUGUCAAAGUGUCAGACAUUCUUGGUAAAUACAACCUUGAGGUAGCUCUCUGGCAGGAUGGAUUUGUUGCCAAUCAGAUUUUCGUCUUGCCUAGGUCUACAUUUUCAGAAGACAGGGAUAUCCAUGCUUACAUCUGGAAUGACAUUGCCGAUGUUUACCAAGCUGACAAAAUGGCAAGAGAAGGAUACCGGGUCAUCCUUACUGGUGCGGAACACUUGUAUUUCGACCACCCUUACGAUGUGGACUCAUCAGAGCCUGGCCUGACCUGGGCUCACAAAAUGCUUUCCACUAAAGAUGUUUACUCUUUUGUCCCAGAUGACUCCUUUUUGGACCUCCCGGUAGAUUGCAAUGGCAGCCUGUUCUGUCCACAAAGAUCAAUACAUAUGCUGGAAGGGAUCCAAGGGACGUUAUUUGGUGAACUGGUCAGAACAAGUGAUUUAUUAGACUAUAUGUUGCUCCCUAGAGUUAUUGCCCUUGCAGAGAGAGCAUGGAGAGAAGCUCCAUGGCACAAAAUUUCUGACCCAAUGAAAAAAGAGGAGGCCUUGGAAUCUUACUGGGGAGAGUUCGCUACCACAGUGGGCUAUAAAGAACUGGACAGACUGGAUCAACUAGGUUUUAAAUACAGAGUCCCUACACCAGGUGCCAUUAUAAAAGACAAUAUACUUUACACAUCGACUGAGUUCCCUGGUCUUGUGGUAGAAAUGUCCAGAACAGGCAAAAGCCAUUGGAUAAUUGUUCAUUCUGGUCACACGCCAGUUGCUCCAGGUGAAAAGAUCAACAUCAGAGCAAGAUCUGCCAAUGGCCAGCGUUACAGCAGAACAGUAACACUUUUGAAUAGAUAGUUGGCAUGUAUCGUAUGACUGACUUAAUGAAUGAAUGACAUUGAAUUUCUAAGUUGGAUAUUAGACCUUUUUAGUUGACUUUAAGUCAUAUUGAAUUAUUAGAUUGUGGGUGUUAUUUUUAAAAAUAUACCACUAUAUGUUGUAUUGGAUAUGUUUGAAUCACCAAAUGCAUUCAUGGGAAAAAAAAUAAGGACAAAGCUCUUUUUUGUUUUAGAUGUUUGUAUGAAUGUACCAUUAAUUUCAAUGGCUUAGUUAGCAUCAUGUUUACUAUCAUCAUUUUAUGUUUAUGGUUGGGUCAGAA
This is a messenger RNA of Biomphalaria glabrata, 4028 nucleotides long. RefSeq names its product beta-hexosaminidase-like. Gene Ontology annotation, biological process: carbohydrate metabolic process; ganglioside catabolic process; glycosaminoglycan metabolic process. Gene Ontology annotation, molecular function: beta-N-acetylhexosaminidase activity; polysaccharide binding. The record is from RefSeq and is a predicted model, not a curated record. Gene Ontology annotation, cellular component: membrane. Lineage: Eukaryota; Metazoa; Mollusca; Gastropoda; Planorbidae. Bases 1106 to 3727 code for a protein of 873 amino acids. The transcript has 23 exons.